ACCCCUUCUUGCGCGAAUAGACACGGUAGUAAACAGAGAAUUCAGUAAGUGAAUGGAGCUCUGAAAUGUGCCUUAAUGAUCACGUUGCAAACUUACUGUUUUACUACUAGCAUAGUAUUACUGCCAUAGUGACUAAAACCCAAAUGGUUAUGCAUGUGUGUGACCGGCGGUCCGACUGGUGGCUUUCAGGGUUAGUUCAUUGUCAUUUCGUGAUUUUGGGAGGUGCGGGGCGCUAGUGAGCGACUGCAUCGGUCUAAGACAGCACGUCUGUUGAGGUGGGGGCAGAGAGAAGAGAUAUCACCCUGGAAAAAGCAAUGCGAAGGGCUGAUUCUCCAUAAAUCUCCUGCGAUCUGCGGAGGGAAUAAGCGAGCAGACCCGAUUCUGCGCUACUCGUACCCCAGUUAUUAGGUGAGUGCGCCUCGCCGUACCCGGUACGCUGCGGGCCGUCUGCCCAAAACACGACGUCGUGUGUUUCUGCAGAUGCGUGCUGCCGGGGGCUGCCUAUUUCGCCACGGAGGUGGGUUUGCCGGGCUCUGCGGUUUUUCAGUCGUAGACCGGGCUGCGGACAGUCUCCGCUGCCCGUUGCGGAGCGAGCGUCGCAUUUGCCUAGAGAGAAAUUGACUGCGGCGCGGCGGAAUUUACAUUCUGCUCACGGGGGCUAAUUUGGUGCAAAUCUACGCAUGAUCGUGUUUACCUGUGAUGGAUGUGGCCCAGCUCUGCUGUUUUCCCGUUCGAUUAGAGUAAUAAUCCCUUGUGUCCUCUGCCUGGUGUUUUUAAAAACACGUGUAGCGCAGAUUAUGCCUGUGACUGCAGCAAACACAAAUCAGAAGAAAAAUCAUACCUAUGGGACGUUCUCUUUACUGUGGUAGUCAGUUGAUGACUAGUCGACUGUCCUUGGGGGGGAAAACGUUUUAGUGCAGAUUCCCUUUUCCACAUAAUGUUUGUCCGCCCAGGGUAAGUACCCCUGCUGAUACCCCACCCAGGGGAAAGGUAAAGUCACUGAUGUGUGUACGGUUUGGUCCUUUCCUGUAUAAGUCAUUAACGUUUGCACUGUGACAAGCCAGGGGUUUCAGCAUCUUAAGUCUCCGGUUGUUCAUCUGCUGACGUGCAUGUUUGUUAUUCUAAGCAGACGCCUCUGGAAACGUGAGGAUCCGCGCGGCUUUUGUUCAGUUUCCGUUAGUGCAGGCCGGGCCAAGAGGUUCAUCUCACCUUCUGGAUUGGGCGGCAUUAAACGGGAGAAUGGCGAGGCAUGGAUGUUAUCCUUAGGUUAGCUACGGUGGCCAAGAGAGCAGAACAGGGGGAAGAUUGGAUUGUUGCUGUGUACUACAAGUAAAAUGUGCUAACAGGUGUAGGGCAAGUGUCUGUGAUGUGCCAUGAACAGGAGCAGCACGUAGAUCUCUGUGGAGUCCAGGAACAUUAUUAUUAUUCUUUUAGCUCAGAAUCUUAAUCUUAUUCUGAGUCUUUGGGCUACAGUUGACGUGUCUGUGUCUGUGUGUAUGUCAUCCAUUUCUAAUGGUGAACUGGGCUAGACCCAGAGAGAUUUUGGCUUAAGAUGUGAUCAUUUACUGGUUUUGUUCUUAAAAUGUUUCUGUUCCAUGAUGGUGUGGACCAGUUACCCUUUCACCGGGCCAUGUGUCCUUCUCUAUUUUCAUUCACAUUAACCUAUUAAAAUCAGUUGUCUCCUGCAUGUAUUUUUCAUUGUUGACCAGCCUACCAGCUCAUCCAUUUUUUUUCUGAAUACUUGGAGAGUCUGACACCACGAGGUGUUGUUAAGAAGGAUUACGUUGCCUGAAUGAAGAUCAGCUUGGAGUAUGUUUCAGGCUUUGCAUUGACGUCAGCCAGCAUACCCUGAUGAAUAAUUAAUUAAGCAGAUAUCACAUGAAGGCCUCUCGCCUGGUGUGUGCCCCCCCCCCACUCCCACCACGGCCCUCACCUGUGUGCUGCGGUGCUUCCCCUGCGAGCCGUCCUGGGCCGGCAGCCCCUUCCUGCACCGCCCCCCCAGCCCACCUCCUGUCAGCAUGACCCGCUCCAAAACCUUCCAGGCCUACCUGCCCAGCUGUCAUCGCACCUACAGCUGCAUCCACUGCCGGGCUCAUCUGGCCAACCACGACGAGCUCAUCUCCAAGUCCUUUCAGGGAAGCCAGGGCAGGGCGUAUCUCUUCAACUCCGUGGUUAACGUUGGCUGCGGACCGGCGGAGGAGAGAGUUCUGCUCACUGGUCUCCACGCUGUGGCAGAUAUCUACUGCGAGAACUGCAAGACUACCCUGGGCUGGAAAUACGAACAUGCCUUUGAGAGCAGCCAGAAGUACAAAGAGGGCAAGUUCAUCAUCGAGCUGGCCCACAUGAUCAAAGACAACGGCUGGGACUGAAGCGAGGCCGUCCAGAGGAGGGAGGGAGCCCGGCGUGUGGAUGAGUGCGUCACUUUGGUUUGGUCUAACCUCUGUUUUCUCUCUGACCCGCUCCCAUACCCUGACAGUCACUGAUAAAUCCCACCCACUCCUUUCCUGAUCACAGGGUGCUAUGGGGUAAGGCUGCGGCCAAUGCCCAAAGGAGCCGGGGAAUGUAGGUUCUGCCCCCUGGGUGGCAGUGAUCGAAGACGAGUUUGGCCAGGUGAGGGGUGUAGCUGGGCGGCCACCGGAAUUCUCCACAGAUACACACACCCCCUGGCGGAGCGUGGGUCCCCAGCCUGGGUGUCGUUUUACUGAAACGGGAAUCGUUCGUCACCCAGCCAGUAGAGGAGGUGCUAACUGACCCCUCAGCGAGGUUGGAUGCAGCUGGGGGGGCCCUAUAAGGUGCUGGGCCCCCUCAAUCUGCCAGGGUCCGAUGCCCCUGGAUGUACAAGGCAGCCACAGGGGCAUCAUGGAAGGCCCUGCCAGCCACCGCGAGGUGCGUCGCUUUGCACAGCCAGGAUAUCCAUUCCGGUUUUAGCGGCAGUCAGAGCCAGUCAUUGAUACAUCCAGCUGAAACGUGACUGUGUGCUUCUUCCGGUCUGGCCACUCGCGCGACCGCACGCGACUCCAAAUCUGGGAUGUAUCAGAUCAGCCAGUUUUAUUUCUGCAAAUUAUUCUGCUUUGAUUCAGUGGUGCAGAACUGAUAUCGAACAUCGAGCAGAUUACUAACCGUGAGUUAAAAGUAAAUUUGCACAAGGUAGAGGCAGUCAAGUGGUGGUAAGGGAGCCACCUUGACACCUUCUCACUAAUAACAGCGAUAACAACCAGUGAGAAAUACGACAGCCUUGAGUUUAGAGAAAUACCAUCCACUGGUAGCCAUGGGCACAUGACUCGCAGUGGAGAUGCCCAAUCAGAGGCUGUUAAAAGCCCGGCAGCAACCAAAGAACCCACCCAUUGACCAAACGAAUGGCUUCCUUUUAUGUGUGGGCAAAAUUACAGAUUGUGAUUGGCUGGAGCGUUGUUUGUCGUUGGCCCUUUCUCUGGAAUGUAUCGCACUGUUUUUGUAAAUUACAGAUGUUAAUAUAUAUAUAUAUAUAAAUAUAUAUUCAUUGAACAUGGGCAUCAUACUAUGCUUUGUGUGUUAUGCUGUAAAUAACUAAUUUGUUUUCAUUUUUGAACUGUAACGGUUAUUUUCAUUUUCUUUGUGCUUUAAGUCCUCCGGGGGCCGUAGUGUUUACUCUUAUUUUGUUUUCUACUCUGGACAUAUCUCUGUUCUUUUGUAAACGGGAGAUGUUGAUGGUGUGAGCGAAUUUCAUCAAUAAAGACUCUUGAUUCCUCAGU
Molecule: messenger RNA, 3731 nt
Organism: Paramormyrops kingsleyae
Lineage: Eukaryota; Metazoa; Chordata; Actinopteri; Osteoglossiformes; Mormyridae
Source: RefSeq, a predicted model, not a curated record